Molecule: messenger RNA, 4293 nt
Organism: Crotalus tigris (Tiger rattlesnake)
Lineage: Eukaryota; Metazoa; Chordata; Lepidosauria; Squamata; Viperidae
Gene: GFI1
Product: growth factor independent 1 transcriptional repressor
Exons: 9
Coding region: 894-2090 (398 amino acids)
Biological process (GO): regulation of transcription by RNA polymerase II
Cellular component (GO): nucleus
Molecular function (GO): RNA polymerase II cis-regulatory region sequence-specific DNA binding; DNA-binding transcription factor activity, RNA polymerase II-specific
Source: RefSeq, a predicted model, not a curated record
AACUAACUCCACAAGCAGAAAUCCUGUCUCAGCAAAAGCACAAGGAUCUGAGAUUCUGGCAAGAUCAUCCAGACAAAGUAAUUUCUCUAUCAACUUCUGGGGGGAAAAAAGGAAGUGAAAAUGUUGGAAUUACCCACAGCUUUUCAGAUUGACUCGUAGCUGAACCUUCUCCCUUUUUUAAAAACAACAACAACGGAAGAGCGAACCCUGUCUUGGAGGAUGGCAUUUGAUCGACUUAAAUCGCCUUCUCACCAGACUAUUUUCUUUACAUCUCCGCCUGGGGUUGGCAGGAUUUUACACCUCCCUUAGCGGGAUGAGGGUUUGGGGGACGGGCGGCGUUUUUGGAAUAUCCCCGAAAUCAGCCUCAAGCUGCCUGGAAGCUGCGCGAUCCUCUCUUUCCAGCGCAGCGGCGUAAAAGAGCCCGCGAUUCUCGAGGGAAUAGCGCGCCGUCUGACUGUGCGCGGUGUUUGGAAGCUCGCGCGGCCCCGCGUUUUCCUAGAAACACCCAUCAAGGGUAGGGAGCCCUUCGCUUAAUCGAGAGAGAAGGGCGGGAGCGGUGAGGGCUGGAGAGGGCUGCGGGCGAGUGGCAGCCAAUCGCGACUCGCCUGCCCAAGUCCAGAAUCCGAGGCUGGUGUUUAGCUGGGGUGGUGUGCGGUCGCCGCCGUCGCCCACAGAAUCCAAGACGGGCAAACUCAGGUGUACCUGCACCUCUCAGGUCCCUGGCAGAGCGACCGGGGCGUCGGAGAGCUUUCGCUGCCGGUGGCGCGCAGAGGGACGAGCGCGGCGGCCGUUUAGUCGAAGCGGUCCGAAGGCGUGAAAACAGCCAGUCCGAGGGGGGGAGGGAGGAGAGACAGAGAGAGGGGGCGGCCAGCCGCAGCCCCCCCUCCCCCGCCAUGCCUCGGUCGUUCUUGGUGAAGAGCAAGAAGGCGCACAGCUACCACCAACCCCGCGGCCCCGACGGCGACUACGGCGGCAGCCUGGAGAGCGUCUUGGCUCAGAUCUGCGCAGACCGAACGGUUUCGCACCUGGCUCUCCCCGAACGGGAUCUCCUCCCGGGUCGCCUCUCCCCGGCUUCGGAGCUUCCCGAUGGGGCGGACGGCAGCUCCGAUUCGGCCCCCAGCUGCGAAAGCAGCAGCAGCAGCAGCAGCGGGUGCGACCCGGCCGCCGAGAUGGAGGAUUUCUGGAGACCGCCCUCCCCCUCGGCCUCCCCAGCUUCUGAGCGGUCCAUCUGUCCAUCCUUGGAUGAACCUUCCCACUUCUCCCUGCCCCUGAAACCCUACACAUGGAGCAGCCUGGGAAAUACUGAACUGAGACAUUUGGUACAGAACUGCAGGCCUUGCUCAGCUCUGGAACGUGGUCUCUUCUGUGAGCGGGGAUCUGAGCCUGUUCUCUAUGCCUCCGAGCGCAACUCAGCUCUUGGACUCUAUGGUGACUUUGGCUCUCCUGGACUCUUUGAGCGGCCAGCAGCAGCCCCUGGAAUCUUUGUGGAGACCCCACCUGGACUGCAACCGGAGAAGAGUGUAAAUAGCAUCAAAUUGGAAUCGGAACUCCUCUGUCGCCCUCUGUUGCUCAGCAGUGGCUCCUACAAAUGCAUCAAAUGCAGCAAGGACUUCUCUACUCCGCAUGGCCUAGAGGUCCAUGUUCGUCGUUCACACAGUGGCACCCGGCCUUUCGCUUGCGAAAUGUGUGGAAAGACAUUUGGCCACGCUGUUAGCUUGGAGCAGCAUAAAGCUGUGCACUCCCAGGAACGUAGCUUUGACUGUAAGAUCUGUGGGAAGAGCUUCAAGAGAUCUUCCACUUUGUCCACACACCUUCUCAUCCACUCAGAUACCCGGCCUUAUCCAUGUCAGUACUGUGGAAAGAGGUUCCACCAGAAAUCUGACAUGAAGAAGCAUACUUUUAUCCAUACAGGUGAGAAACCCCACAAGUGCCAGGUGUGUGGCAAAGCUUUCAGCCAGAGCUCAAACUUGAUCACUCACAGUCGGAAACACACUGGCUUCAAGCCCUUUGGCUGUGAUCUGUGCGGCAAAGGCUUUCAGAGAAAGGUGGAUUUGCGAAGACACCGAGAGACCCAGCAUGGUCUGAAAUGAGAACCUGGUGGAAUCUGGAAAAACAUCAGAAACACUAUGUCAGCAAACUUCCCUUUUCUCCUUGUGGGCUGCCCGUGUCCUGCCUGUGUGUCUCUCUCUCUCUGGUCUGACCCUUGAGUUCACUUCCCGCCCUAUUCUCACUAAAUAGGAAGUCGGAGGAAUUUGGUGAGAGUUUUACAGAAUUUAAUGCAGAUUCAAAUAGCCUUGGAAUUAACAUGAAAUGCCAAGCCUAAAGAGGUGGGGUGAAGCACCUUUUCAGAAUCAAAUCCUGGACAAAUAACAUGUGUACAGUAUCUGUUCCCCUUCCACCUCCACCUUGUGGCACAAAAGACCCUAUUUAGAUAAGCUACUGAUAUAAUCCCACAGAUGGGUGUGAUAAAGGAGAGUGCGAGUUUUGUUUUGUACCAUUUAAGAGUUAAAACAUCAUGCUUUCAUUAAAUUAUUUAUUAUUUUUUGCCUGGAAAUCUUAAAUUGACAGUGGAUGGAGCAGUUGAGAACUGACGACUGCCUUGUGUCAUCAAGUGCUGUACGUUCCAUCUUUCUGUCACAAACACAGAAAUAUUCAAAUAGGUGUUGAAAACAAGAGAACUUUUCUUUUAUAGCUCAUUAUUAAAGUAAUACAAUGAGCCUAUUGAAGUGGGUAAAGGAAGUCAAAAACAUCAGUGGGAGUCAGAGGAAAAAGUUUAUAUGUUCUUCUAGACAACCCACCAACCCCAACCACAAGCAAAGUGUUAAUAUCUUUGUACUGUCCGCCUCCUCAAAAUUACAGUGGAAGAUCCUACUAGGCCACUUCUGUGGGUUGUUCUGUGUGGCCAUUUUGUGUUAGACUAUUGAACACUAGUGGGGGUCUGGGGCUACGUGUUUUUUUUUCCUCUUGAGGAAGAGCCUUUCCCCACUACUUCAGCCUCAGUUUUAUGGUGUCUGCAAGGGGGAAAGUAAUAGUGGGUGCCUCAUGAGGCAAUUAUGUAAUUUGUGGCAUUUAUGUGACGAUGCCACGAUGUGUGAGAUUUACAUCAUGGCCUACAUGUCUGUCUUUACUAGAAAACAUAUUUUUUUCCUCUCUUACAUUCACUGCUAGUGUAAGACCCUGGGACUAGGAACCAGCAAUCUUUUAUUUCCUGCUGCCGUUUUCUGGCACCUCCAAUUUGUACCUGCAAAAAGAUAUCUUGAAAUAACAGGCCCUUCCCCCCCCCCCAGUUUUCCAUUGCAAGUGAGUCUUCUUUCUGGUUCUUCAGCGGGGUUGCCCUGAGGUCAAAGGUUGAAAGACCCAUGAUGCUCUUUACAGAUUAGGAUACUGAAUAGGAAAAGAAACGUGCACUCAAAGCAGAGAAGAUCAUAGGUCCUUUGGACCGCAGCUAGGCACCAAUAUUAAAUAGGGGUACUGGACUGCAGCAUCACCCUAUGUUGCGUUUCACAAUCUUAUCUUGGAUCAGUUUUAUUUAAUGCUGUUUCCUUAUGCCAUGCAUUUGACUCUACAGUAAUGACUACCAAGCUGGAAAUUUGAGGGAACACGAUGUCUCAGUUGUGUCCUUGAAAAGUUUGAAUCUACCCACUAAAGAUUGAGAGUCGUUCUACGUACACAUGUCUAUGUCCAUGAAAACAGUCUAUCUUUUUCAGGCAUUGGGAAGGACGCCAUUUACGCGCAACUGCAAAGGAAGAACUAAACAUGAAGUAAGCAGGGUCUUAAUGCUAGAUAUUUUAGAGAUUUGUCCUAAAAGGGAAAGGAGCAGGUAGGGACAGUGACAAAUUUCCGUUCCUGAAUGGCACUGAAACUUUGCAGUUAAGUAUCAGGUAGGCAAGAAACAGUUUCCCAGUGAGGUCUGUUCAUAUCUGACAAUUCUUAAUCACAAUGACGCCAAAAUGACAAGACGUAUCUUGUGACUGCAUGGUGCGAGUUUUGCCUUUCUACAGUCAUGCCGUGACAUUGCACACAAGAAACAAGAGGAGGAGUUUGUAUCAUAACAUCACAAUAUACGUACACAAUUCCUCGUUUGCCCCCCAACCCUCCUUACCUAUGUGUGGGGCAGUUUGUUCUGAAGUAGUCCUGGGUCAAAAAGGAGUUGCCUUAACUAAUCCUGGCCAUACCUCAACAUGGGAAGGGAAGAGAAGGAGGGGGGAAUCGUUUUACUUUAUAGAUAGGAACGUAAAGGUUUUUUUUUGUGUAGAUUCUACAAUGUGUCUUAUGUUCAUUAAUUCAUAUUUA